Molecule: messenger RNA, 4233 nt
Organism: Rhopilema esculentum
Lineage: Eukaryota; Metazoa; Cnidaria; Scyphozoa; Rhizostomeae; Rhizostomatidae
Source: RefSeq, a predicted model, not a curated record
CCCAUGGAAUCUUAUAGUAAUACUCUAAAGGCAUGCAGCACUGAUUUGGUACCCUUAUGUUGCAUGUGCUCACUUUUAUGAUUGGCUAAUUUUUUCAUUUUUCAUCUGAUGCUCGCGGGAAUAUGCUGUUUUAUUCUACCGUUUAAUCUCUGAAUAGUGCGUCCUACAUACCGAGCUUCAAAUCGGCACGAAAAUUCAUAAGCAGCUAAACGUUUUAUUGGUAGGAAUGCAAUCCUUUUGAACAGACGGAAGCAUGACCUUAGUGCUAUAACCCACACGAUGCUUCACAGUGGAAACUGACCGGAUGAAGGUCCGCGAAAAACAAUAGAAGCUCUUAUGACACACCCAAGCCACGCCCACUUUCUAUUGUUUUGUGAGGAACGUUUGCUUUCUGGGAUGUUUUUGUCUGGAGGAAGGUUGACAAUUGGACUCUGGAAGCAAUCUGCUCUUAAACGCUCUCGACAAUACUACGCUCAAAAUAUAUUUUGAUUUGUGGGAACGCGGGAUCACCCUGUUAAUUAAAGAGACACCAACGCAAAAUUUCGACCCCCAAAAAUUGCAAUAAGAUUUCGGUCAUAUAAAGUGGGGACAAAAGUUCUACCAAAAAAUAGUUUUACAUGCUUUGUAUGACAUACAUGUUGCGAGAAACAAGCGAGAGGAACUAGUACGAUUGAAUUUUUGGUAACCUAGUAUUUUUACGGCCUAGUACUUUAUAAUACCUUGGUUCAUGGCAUUUGCGUCCGGGCAUCGAAUCUGCCAUAAAGGCUGGUGUGUCUGGUGUGGCUAGUAUUUGUUUCUAGGAAUCGUUUCCUUUAACUUCUGCCAUUCCGUACAUUUAUUAAUUCGAAGAUAACGCUUUUGCAAAGCUAAAGAAUUCUAAAGUGAUGACGUCAUAAAAAUCUAUUUUUAGAAUUUUUGAAUUUGGAUCCCAUAGCCUGAAAGAGCAUCUCAAAAUACCUCUAAAAAUGCACAAUCCGUCUAAUGUGUUACGAAUUGGCUGAGAUAUGGCCACAUGUGUAUUGACUCUUUUCCAAUCGAACCUCUGUAUUUUGGUCUCUGUUCAUGACUUUAUGAACAGAGCGAAAAUAACAGUGAUUCGUUAGCAAACUUCAAAUCUUUCAUUGACAAUAUCUCAACUGGUUUUGGACAUAUUUGACUAAUUUUGCAUAUCUGGAAUUAUUUUAUGGUGAUCUUUUAUGCUACGUGGUUAAAAUUCAAAAAUUCUGACGUCACACUUUAGAACUCUAUGGGCCAACAAAGCACACUGUGACGUCAAAUUUGCUCCAAUUCAGAAGAACUUUUCCAAAUAAGCAAUCUUCCAACUUCUGCCAUAGGACGCAAUGCCAGUUAGCGUUGCCAACAGCAACAAUAAUCAAUUAAUGUCUGUGUUUUGCUGCUAGCCAUUCUGCCGUUUUCAUUUUCUUUAGAGCUAAUUUCUGCGUUUCGAAAAUUUAACCAACAUUAUCGCCUUAAUGAUGAAUUUAUUUGCGUGCAAUCGCUGCUAUACGCGGUUUUGUUGAUUUGUUGAUUUGUGAAGACACCUGCCAAAGCAGAAAGGUCACUUCUUAAUUUCUUGCAAAUAACCACCAUUUUUAAUUUCAAACAAUUUCCGCGCAAACUGUGUUGCUUUGUUGUGAAGGAUUAUGGAUUCUCGACUCAGAAAUUUGUAUUUAAUUUCUGAUGGUUGCUUUUGAAAGUAGAGUGCUUUAAUUUGGGUAUAACGAGUGUUUCAGUAAUGCUAGACCGCUGAGUGUAAUCAAAUAUUCAUGCCAUCUGAGUAAGUCUCUUCAUAUUUUGAAAUAUAGAAGGCAAUGGUUUUGCCUAUAAAUCUCCUGAUAAUUUACAUAAUAAUUUGGAAAUUGCUGAUGAGAACCCAGUGGUCAGUUCUUUAAUAUGUUGUGUCUGCUUGUUCAGUCUGUCCCUAAAUUUUGCUAAGUCACCUUCACAACGCGGGAACAAAACACACACAUAUUGGCAACAGAAAGACAAUCACAUAUUGUUUUUAUACCAGCCGGUAAUGCGCCUUCGCAGUGAUCUUUUUAUUUAGCAUUUGGUUUCUAUUCUCACAUAAAUCUGCUUCACACUUGUUCAUAAAAAAACAAAUUGUUGGAUUUCAAUAGACGGAGAAUCUCGAAUGGUCAUGGUUAUGCCGAUUAAAGACGAUUAACCCUGCCUUGAUAACUUCUAUUGCACGGCUUUAUGUUAUAACAAUAGUUUUGCUUUAAGGCGUUUGUCAAUGAUUAAGAAUUGCCAUCAUUCAAUUCAACUGAUCAUGAUCUGAUCACUUCAAGACAACGUGUGCUGCAUGUAUUCGAAUAUGUUGAUGAUCAAGCCGAGAAAAUUUCAGACUAAGUCGUUUCACCAUCUGGCAACAGCUGGCAAUCCUGUUUAAAAGGGAAAUGGACAGAGGCUAGGACGUUUUACAAAACUAAAGAAAUCUGCGACAAUCAGGAGAACAAGAUGGAUACCAUCAGCUAUGUUUCUCUGUCGGUGUUCUAUGGCUUGACGAUAAUCAUAGGCUGUGUUUUGAAUUUUGUCAUUCUAAUAAGAAUCAUGUCAAAGAAGAGCUUUCGCAUCAAACAUGCCAACUUGUUUCUUGUUUCACUUUGUCUGUCCGAUAUGUUUACAUGUGCAUACAGCAUCACAUAUCAUCUGGUCCACCUGCAUCCGGCGAUCUACAGCAGCUACUUAUCAACAACCUACUGCAGAGUGACCCAGUACUUCGUAUAUGCAUUAGCAUUUGUAUCAACGCUGAGUCUGACAGCUGUUUGUAUUGAGCGCUAUCUAGCGAUCACAAAACCGUUUUUUUAUGCAAGUAGUAAAAUGGCAACUUUAUGUUAUAUAAUGUUGUUGUUACCAUGGAUACACUCCUUCGUAACAUCCAUCCCUGUCUUGGUGCUGCCAGUUGUCAGCAUUACCAACUACACUGGCUUUCCAUGUGGGUUUGUCUCAACCUGGGAAGCCCAGCAAAUUUACAUGGUACUUGUGCCCAUGAAUAUUUUGUUACCUUUCAUCUGCAUCGUUUUCUCGUGUAUUGCCGUGUUUAAUGUCGCACGCAAACAGUUGCAUUCUAUAAAGGCGCUAACUCCUUCAGCACUGAACCAAACAACAAAGGAAGCUAUGGCUGAAAGCCACACCAGCGACAGUGUAGAUAUCGUUAGAUUGAAAACAAACGCGGAGAGAGACAGAGCAAAUCGCAAGAACGUCACUAAACGAUUUGAUAAGGGGAAUUUCCGGGAAGAGACACGCAUAGCAUUCGCUACCCUGGCAGUUGCAAUUGGUGUUCUCUUUGCUUGGAUGCCUUACCUUGUAACACGAUUGUUGUAUUUGAUAGGCAUUGAGCUUGACGACUCUUUACACUUAUUUGGCACUGCUUUCACACUUGCAAACUCAGCUUGGAACCCAAUCCUCUUGUUAGCCGUUCGAAAAGACCUUAGAAAGUCGGUUUUAUCUUUGUUCAGAAAGUCACAAAUUUAAACCAAAGCAUAGACAUCAUUGAAAAAUUAAACAAGCAAGAUUAGAAAGUUAUGCUGAAGAUAGAUAGGUGAACGGUAAUGCUGGACAUCUUACUGUAUCUUGACUAUAUUCUACUCACAGAAUAUUACGCGAUCCAUCGUUGUUUCGACCUUCCUCUGCAUUUCCAGCUAACUGCCAACUUCAGACGUUCAAUUAACCACAAUCCUGUAUCAUUUCGGAAGGUUUUAGUGUUUAAUGUUUGUUUGGCUAAAGUUAUAAUGUGCUUGAAUUUGAGCAAGACAAAAAGAUUCGCUUGCUUGAAGCAAUGUACGAAAACAAAAAUUGCCUUUGACAUGGUCUUGUGACGGAUUUUGGCAAAUCUCGCGGGUCUGAUCGUUUUAUUUACAAAGACCCAGGGCUUUUUUGGCUUCAACCUCCGUUGAACGCUUUAAAUGUUCAGUGAUGCUCGGUAAUAUUCAGCGAUGUCCAGCGAUGUCCAGCAAUGUUCAGCAAUGUUCAGCAAAGUUUGAACAUGUUCAAUGGCUCGACACGAUACUCUAUAUUUGGAAACCAUUUGUACCUGGGUACUUUCUAAUCCUUUUUCAAUGUCCAAAUUUUAAAACCUUCUGUUUUCAUUUACGUACUUUGAAUUUGUUGAAAAUUUUUCCAUGUUAGUUUAAGUACCGUGUUUUUUAUGUAAUAUUGAACUUUUUAUUUUGAGAAAGUUGUUAUGGUAAAGUUUAAUGUUGAAGACAAUAACAGUAUUUUUUUGCAAAA